AUGAAGAAAGUCAUAGCAGCCAGAAGCCGAAAACGUAAACAUGAUCGCUCUUGCUCACAAGAAGAAGUAGUUUCUGAUGAUGAACCUGUAACAGUCAAAGCCUCAUGUAAAAAAGGUUCUUGUGCACAAGAUAAGUCCUUCAGUUUCUUCUUUUCAGACCCAGACGUCCUUGAUUGCCCCAUUUGCUUUAAUCCUUUCACCACUCCAGUCUAUCAGUGUGAAAAUGGUCAUGUUGCUUGCUCUGUUUGCUGCUCGCGCAUUCUUGAGAAAAAGUGUGCCUCGUGCUUCUUGCCAAUAGGUUCCAUUCGUAGCAGAGCCUUGGAGAAAGUUCUGGAAUCUAUUCAAGUUCCAUGCACUAAUGCUGAAUACGGUUGCACGGAAACACUGCGUUACAGUGACAAGUCUGGCCAUGAAUCCCAAUGCAACUUUGUCCCAUGCUCUUGUCCACACUCAGAUUGUGACUUCGUUUCAUCAUUCUCGGAUCUACCCGCCCACUAUAGAACUGAGCAUGGUUCCUCAGCCAGCGCCGGAGUGAGGUUUUUGUACGAUAAGCCUUUCAUGGUCACACUGGAUUCUGAUGAUGACGUCACUAUACUUCAAGAAGUGAAUGGUGGAAAGUUGUUCAUAGUCCAGAAUUUUGUGGCGGGUCUUGGAAAUGCUGUCAGUGUUUUCUGCAUUCAGCCAGAGUUAUUGCCUAACUAUCGGUGCCAAAUUUCGGCCAAGUCAAAUGGAUGCAGUCUAGUGAUGAAUUCUUUUACAAAAAACACUCAAAACUCUGCUAUGGCUACUAUUCUUUCAUCAAGGUUUCUGGUCAUUCCAACUGAUUAUUUUGGUGCCGGUCAACCUCGCAAUUUAGAAAUUAGCAUAUUUAGGUCAUAUGAAUAG
This is a messenger RNA of Arachis stenosperma, 885 nucleotides long. Its product is annotated as E3 ubiquitin-protein ligase SINA-like 10. The transcript is spliced from 2 exons. NCBI's taxonomy places the organism in Eukaryota, Viridiplantae, Streptophyta, Magnoliopsida, Fabales, Fabaceae. The record is from RefSeq and is a predicted model, not a curated record. Gene Ontology annotation, molecular function: zinc ion binding. The coding region runs from base 1 to 885 and encodes 294 amino acids.